Messenger RNA from Arachis duranensis, 1617 nucleotides. RefSeq lists its product as uncharacterized. Bases 1 to 1617 code for a protein of 538 amino acids. Gene Ontology annotation, molecular function: protein dimerization activity. NCBI's taxonomy places the organism in Eukaryota, Viridiplantae, Streptophyta, Magnoliopsida, Fabales, Fabaceae. The transcript is spliced from 8 exons. The record is from RefSeq and is a predicted model, not a curated record.
AUGGAUAAUAGUAUUAAUCAAGAAGCAAUUACUGAUAACAAUGCUUCUGUGAAUAAUAACUUGGCUGUUGAUCCUCCUAUUUCGAAUGAUGCUGCUAAUCCUAAUCCCCGUAGUGCUAGCGAUAGUCAGUCACAAGGUUUGUGCUUUGUGAAAUCAAUAGAUGUUUCCAGUAUGGUAAAAAAUGCUUCACACUUAUGUAAUUUGUUUUCUGAGGUGAUUGAAUGGAUUGGCCCUAAUGAUAUUAUGCAUGUUGUGACUGACAAUGCGGCCAAUUAUGUUGCUGCUUGUAGGCUUAUCAAUAGAAAAUAUUAUAAUAUCUAUUGGUCACCAUGUGUUGCUUAUUGCCUUAAUCUUAUUUUAAAAGAUAUAAGCAGCAUAGCGCAUAUUUCUAACCUUGCAACACGUGCUUCAAAUAUCACAGUAUUUGUGUACAAUCAUACGAGCAUCUUUGAUCGUAAAAAGGAUUUGCAAGCAUUGGUUGUAGAUUCAAUUUUCACUGAUCACAAAUUAGGAAGGAAUGCUACUGGCUUGUUUGAUGCUGAUGACAAACCAUCUUUAGGAUAUGUUUAUGAAGAAAUGCUAAGAGCAGAAGAUGCAAUUAAAGAGAUGUUUAGGCAAUCCAAGACUGUAUAUCAGCUGUACACAAAUAUUAACAACUCAAGAUGGGACAAGCAUUUGAAGAAAGAUCUUCAUGCGGCAGCUUACUUCCUGAAUCCUAAAUUCUUUUUUAAUGAAAAUUUUAAAGAAGCACAUGAUGUUAUGCGAGGUUUGCUUGAUCUUGUUACCUUGUAUUGCAAAUGUAACAAUUUGGAUUCAGUUCAAGCAAUGAAAGAAAUACAUUUAUAUAGAGAUCGGAAGGAAAGUGUUGAUAGACCAGAAGCUAUUCGAGCUGCAUCUGAACUUAAUCCUGAUGAAUGGUGGAGGUUAUUCGGAGGCUCUGCUCCAUGUUUACAAAAGAUAGUUGUUUGCAUUCUUAACCAAGCAUUUGCUUCUUUUGAGUGUGAGAGAAAUUGGAGUCUUUUUUACCAGAUUCAUACAAAAAGAAGAAAUAGAUUGGAGCAUGAUAGACUGAAUGACAUUGUUUAUGUUACCUAUAAUUUGCGUCUUAAAUCCAGGAAAAAGAAAAAAAAACAGAAGACACAAUAUGAUCCAAUUGAUUAUGAAAGCAUCAGUCUAGUUAACUUUUGGGUGACUGAAGAGGUUGUAGAGAAAGAGCCUGAUCUUCCUAGUAAUGUGGAUGACUUAUUGCGUGAAAUUGAUGCUGAUUUAUACCAAAGCGGCGGUGGUAGUAGUGGUCUUCAUGCUGCAUCUCUUGAUUCUUCUGCUCAAGAGGGUGGGAAUGAAGGUGAAGAUCAUCCCACCGAAGCAGAUUUGCAACAAAGUAGUAGCAAGACACGUUCAACUUCACAUGGAAGAGAAGGAAAAAGGGCAACGGCGGGGGAUGAGAAGAGGUCGAGGGGUCCAGGGUCGUGGCCGCCGUCGUGCAAGUCAAAGUGCGGGUGGUGCAGCCCAUGCAAACUGGUUCACGUGCCGGUCCAACCGGGCAUGAUCUUACGGCUUGAGUACUACCCAGAAACGUGGCGUUGCAAGUAUGGGAACAAGCUUUUUAUGCCUUGA